Molecule: messenger RNA, 1845 nt
Organism: Suncus etruscus (white-toothed pygmy shrew)
Lineage: Eukaryota; Metazoa; Chordata; Mammalia; Eulipotyphla; Soricidae
Gene: CELF5
Product: CUGBP Elav-like family member 5
Exons: 12
Coding region: 1-1539 (512 amino acids)
Biological process (GO): regulation of alternative mRNA splicing, via spliceosome; mRNA splice site recognition
Cellular component (GO): cytoplasm; ribonucleoprotein complex; nucleus
Molecular function (GO): mRNA binding
Source: RefSeq, a predicted model, not a curated record
AUGGCCCGCCUGACGGAGAGCGAGGCGCGCCGGCCCCGGCCCACCCCGGUGGGCAGCAGCGGGUCCGAGCCCCCCGGCGCGCAGCCCGACGGCGCCAAGGACCUGGACGCCAUCAAGCUGUUCGUGGGCCAGAUCCCGCGCAACCUGGACGAGAAGGACCUCAAGCCGCUCUUCGAGCAGUUCGGCCGCAUCUACGAGCUCACGGUGCUCAAGGACCCCUACACGGGCAUGCACAAAGGUUGUGCCUUUCUCACCUACUGUGCGCGGGACUCCGCCAUCAAGGCUCAGGCUGCCCUGCAUGAGCAGAAGACCCUGCCCGGGAUGGCUCGGCCGAUCCAGGUGAAGCCUGCAGACAGUGAGAGCCGCGGAGGUAGGGACCGGAAGCUGUUUGUGGGGAUGCUGAACAAGCAGCAGUCAGAGGAGGAUGUGCUGCGGCUCUUCCAGCCCUUUGGGGUGAUAGACGAGUGCACGGUGCUCCGGGGGCCUGAUGGAAGCAGCAAAGGCUGUGCGUUUGUGAAAUUCUCCUCCCACACAGAGGCGCAGGCAGCCAUCCACGCCCUGCACGGCAGCCAGACCAUGCCGGGCGCCUCCUCCAGCCUGGUGGUGAAGUUCGCAGACACAGACAAGGAGCGGACGCUAAGGCGCAUGCAGCAGAUGGUGGGCCAGCUGGGCAUCCUGACGCCGUCCCUCACCCUGCCCUUCAGCCCCUACAGUGCCUACGCCCAGGCCCUCAUGCAGCAGCAAACGACUGUCCUGUCCACUGCCGGCAGCUACCUGAGCCCUGGCGUGGCCUUCUCACCUUGCCACAUCCAGCAGAUCGGUGCCGUCAGCCUUAAUGGGCUGCCUGCCACACCUAUCACCCCCACCUCUGGAUUGCACUCCCCCCCGCUGCUUGGCACUGCCGCUGUGCCCGGCCUCGUGGCCCCUAUUCCCAAUGGCUUUGCAGGGGUAAUGCCAUUUCCUGGUGGGCACCCCGCCCUCGAGACUGUCUAUGCCAAUGGCCUCGUGCCCUACCCAGCUCAGAGCCCUACAGUUGCCGAGACCCUCCAUCCUGCCUUCUCCGGAGUUCAGCAGUACACAGCCAUGUACCCCGCUGCGGCCCUCACACCCAUCGCGCACAGUGUCCCCCAGCCGCCACCCCUUCUGCAGCAGCAGCAGCGAGAAGGUCCCGAAGGCUGUAACCUGUUUAUCUACCACCUCCCCCAGGAGUUUGGAGACUCGGAGCUGACCCAGAUGUUCCUGCCCUUCGGCAAUAUCAUCUCCUCCAAGGUGUUUAUGGAUCGGGCCACCAACCAGAGCAAAUGUUUUGGUCCCGCAUCUCCAGGCCCUGCACCCCAGGCCCCCCAGCAGCCCUGGAGAUCAGAGGGCCUCCGCGUGCCCACCUUCCGGCUCCACCCCGCGCUCUCCGCAGGCUUCGUGAGUUUUGACAACCCAGCCAGCGCGCAGGCCGCCAUCCAGGCCAUGAACGGCUUCCAGAUCGGCAUGAAGCGGCUCAAAGUGCAGCUGAAGCGGCCCAAAGAUCCGGGACACCCCUACUGACCCCACCCACAGCCGCCCCAAGCUGCCGGCUUGGCCCAGGUGAGCCGCCAGGCGGCCCCCCCUACCCUGCGCACCUCACACCCCUCCCUGGCCCAGCCCCCUUCGUCUGCACCCUCUGCCCAGGCCCAGGGUGGUGAGGGAAUUUUGGAGGAGGUUUCGAAGCAUGAGUAGGAGAUCUCCUGAGACCCUCUGGGGCUGGGUGGGUGCUGUGUCCAGGAGCUUCUGUCUUGUCCUGUGAAAAUGUUCUCCCAGCCAGACCCCUCAUUUGCUGUGAUUUAUCCCCAGUGGGGUGAGGGUUAAGUGGGG